Molecule: messenger RNA, 1998 nt
Organism: Cydia splendana
Lineage: Eukaryota; Metazoa; Arthropoda; Insecta; Lepidoptera; Tortricidae
Product: zinc finger protein 70-like
Exons: 7
Coding region: 1-1434 (477 amino acids)
Source: RefSeq, a predicted model, not a curated record
AUGACUUGGAACUCCGACGAGGAAGCCUUAAAAGAUGAACCACCUGAAGAUGGCGCGUGCAGCGAGUCUCCCGAGCCUUCCUUACCUUCAGACGAGGAGCCCAUGGAGCCGCUGCCUGAAGAUGAGCCGCAAGACCAUUAUCUGUUACAUGUUUCAGCGACUUCAGGCGGCGAGUACGGAGUUAGCACGGCGCCUCUGUCCUCGCGCGCCAUGCAGCAGCUCGCGCUGGCGUGCUCCGUGAGGCUCGAGCGCCUCCGCCACUCCCCGCGCGCGAGCCAGGCGUGUCCCGUGACGUCACACCGCGAGCCGAGCCCCGCCAGCAGUGUGCAGGACGUGACGUCACAUCGCGAGCCGAGCCCCGCCGGUAGUGUGCGGGACGUGACGUCACACAGCGAGCCGAGCCUCGCCGGCAGUGUGCAGGACGUGACGUCACACCGCGAGCCGAGCCCCGCCGGCAGUGUGCAGGACGUGACGUCACAUCGCGAACCGAGCCCCGCCAGCAGUGUGCAGGACGUGACGUCACACCGCGAGCCGAGCCCCGCCAGCAGUGUGCAGGACGAGCCCGGUGACACACCCGCCGAGGAACAAGCCUACAUGUCCGAUGUAGAAUCAUCGAUUAAAUCAGAGCCUGAUGAUGACGAAGUGGGAGGUGAACAGCUGCUUGAUACGUCAUCUGUUGAGGUCCCGUUGGCGCCGCGUGACUCGGCGCCCGUGCAGGCGCGUCCUGUGACGUCACGCCAAAAGCCGACGCCGGCGAGGAGUGUGACGUUGCCUGUGACGUCACGCCAAAAGCCGACGCCGGCGAGGACGUACUUAAAGAAACAUCAAAGACUUCACACUGGUGACAAACCAUACAAAUGUACGGUAUGUGAUAAGAAAUUUGCACUUGUUUCAUAUUUAAAAUUACACCAAACUGUUCACACUGGUGAGAAACGACACAAGUGUGAAGAAUGUAACAAACAAUUCAGAGAUAAAAGUGGGUUAAACAAACACAAAAAAAUUCACACCGGCGACAAAAGAUAUAGCUGUGAACAAUGCGGCAAACGUUUUAUACAAAAGAGCGCUUUAAUUUCACACAAAAGAGUUCACACAGGUGAGAAAUUAUAUAAGUGUGAGGAAUGUAACGAAUUAUUUCGAAGGAGAAACUCUUUAAAUAAUCAUAAAAAAAUUCAUGCUCGAGGUGAUAUUUACAGCUGCAACGUUUGCGAUGAGAAAUUUCCACUAAAAAAACUUUUAGAUAAACAUAAAAAGGAGCACAUUGGAGAAAAAGCUUUCCGCUGCGAAGAAUGUAACAAGAGAUUUAAGAUACAAAGUCAUUUAGUUAUCCAUAAAAUAACUCACACUGGAGAUAGAGCAUACGUCUGUGACAAGUGUGGUAAGCAAUUUAAAAGAAAAGGUAAUUUAGAUCAACAUAAAAAGAAUCACGCAGAAUAAUCUCACAGUUGUAAUAAAUGUAACAAGCAAUUCACACACAAACAUCAGUUAGAUGCUCAUGAAAGAAGUCACACUAAAGAAAAAGCAUAUAUUUGUGAAAAAUGUGGUGCGCGAUUCGCGCAAAAUUAUAUUUUACAGAAACAUAAACAAAUUCUUAUUGAAAAGGUACCCGGUGACUGAGUGACUGAGGAAAUGAACUAAAAGGAAUUAAUAGUAAAGAUUAAUACAAAUAGUGUAUCAAACAAUGAUUUCAAAAGUAAGGAUAAACACGUUCAUACAAUUCCGACCGAACAUUCUCAUUAAGCAACACAGGCGCCAUCUGUUGUAUAGUAUGCGUAAUACCGGCUAAGUCAGAGAUAGGGCUUCCAAAUACCGAACUUCCCACAAUACCGGUAUUAACUUCGAAACUGUCGUCAUAAAUACCGGGAUCCUGGUAAUCUAACUGGUUAAUUAGAUUAGGCCGAAUAUAGAAUAGUUGCCAAAUAUUCGUAGCAUAUCUACUAUCUCUAGUCUUAAUCUUCAUUCACGGAGCCGAACGAUGAAUAUUGGCCUCGGGUGCUACUG